Molecule: messenger RNA, 1652 nt
Organism: Bombus terrestris (buff-tailed bumblebee)
Lineage: Eukaryota; Metazoa; Arthropoda; Insecta; Hymenoptera; Apidae
Gene: parvin
Product: beta-parvin
Exons: 6
Coding region: 201-1298 (365 amino acids)
Biological process (GO): cell projection assembly; substrate adhesion-dependent cell spreading; actin cytoskeleton organization
Cellular component (GO): cytoplasm; focal adhesion; actin cytoskeleton
Molecular function (GO): actin binding
Source: RefSeq, a predicted model, not a curated record
UUUUAAUGCCGUUAUAAUAUUUUGGGUUUCGUAACGUCUUAUUAGCGAUAACAUUUUAACAAUUAUUUCUUGAUAUUUUGUUAAUAACCUUAAAUUACGUUUUACGGUUUACACAGCGCAGAGACCUACCUAAGUUGGUAUUUCGAGAGAUGACAUCCUUCAUCCUUCGGAUUAAUUUUUGAUGAACGUUGGUGUUGAACAUGUCGUCUCCACGUCCAAAAUCUCCACGACCUCCUAUUUCGACGAGGAAGGAUGAAAAAGAAGAAAGUUUCUGGGAUAAGAUUGGGACCUUGGGUCGAAAAAAGCGUAUCAAAGAAGUGCAAGAGGUACAGGAGGAAGGGAAAUAUGCAAUUGAUUCACCAGGAUUUGCAGCCAAUCCAGAGAUGCCACCAGAAGAAUAUGCGUUAGAUGAAAAUGAGGAACGUUCAAUGAUAGAACCUAGGUCUUUGGAAGAUUCUAAACUUAAAGAAUUAAUAUUUGUCCUCAUUGAAUGGAUCAACGAUGAAUUAGCAGACCAACGGAUUAUUGUUAAAGAUAUUGCAGAAGAUUUGUAUGAUGGACAGGUACUACAGAAACUAUUGGAAAAGUUGACAGGAAAGAAGUUAGAUGUUCCUGAAGUGACUCAAUCAGAAGAAGGUCAGAAACAGAAAUUAGCAGUUGUGUUGUCAGCUGCUAAUCAAGUAUUAGGACGCCAUCCUCCUUACAAAUGGAACGUAGAAUCUGUUCAUUCGAAAAACAUUGUUGCCAUUUUACAUUUAUUGGUUGGUUUGGCAAGGCAAUUUCGAGCGCCUGUUAGAUUGCCAGAGAGAGUAGCUGCUCAGGUUGUCGUUGUGCGUAAAAAGGAUGGCCAGCUAAUACACAGAACGGUUAGAGAAGAAAUUACAUCGACGUACGAUGAUUUGGGAAUGCGUUGCGAACGAGACGCUUUCGAUAGUCUUUUCGAUCAUCCGGCUGAUAAAUUAGCUGUAGUUAAAAAGUCGUUGAUUUCUUUCGUCAAUAAACACUUGAGUAAAGUUCAUUUGGAGGUGACAGAUUUAGAUACGCAAUUUCAUGAUGGUGUUUUUUUAACUCUUCUACUUGGACUUCUCGAAGGUUUUUUCGUACCUUUAGGUAGUUUUCAUUUGACACCUAAAACACAUGAUCAUAAGGUACAUAAUGUUUCAUUUGCAUUUGAUAUUAUGCAAGAUAUUGGUCUACCAAAACCCAAGGCUCGCCCAGAAGAUAUUGUAAAUUUGGAUCUAAAAUCAACUCUACGAGUAUUGUACAAUCUAUUCACAAAAUAUAAAAGCAUGAAUUAAGUUAAUAAAUAAUUUAAAGGAAGAUAAAUAUAAUAAGAUUUGAACAAAUUAAUGAGAGUUAAUUAGUGUUACUAAUGUUACUAACAUUACUAACCAAAGAAUAUGGUUUUCAUAAUUGGUACGCGAGCAAUGUACUUUUGCAUAUGAUAAUGGAGAACGGACAAAAAAAGUUAGGAAUAAUAGAUGUAGUAGAAGCGAAAUAGAAAGGAUAUUGUCAUGUCUUUAAAAUCUAAUAUUUCUUCAAAAUUAUAAUCCUUAUGUUAUUAUUCAAAUUUAUUCAAGUUAAAUAUAGUUGUACGAAUUUUAUACAUUCUUAUGAAGAUUCUAAGAAAUAUAAAAAUUUUACUUUUUAAA